GAGCGUGUCUCCGAGCCAUGGCGCUACCGUGUAAUACAAGGUACAAACAAGACGGACAGCCGCCCAGGUGUACAGUAUCCUGUACUGUACGGUUUUGUCCUGCUACGAUAUGGCGAGUCAGCAGAACGGCGCGCUCUGCUUUGUUUCUUCGGACUGGGGGAAGAAGUGAAACGUGACCCGUGUCAGUUCUCAAAACCCUGAAUUAAGUUCUCCACCACCACCAGCAGCACCGCGCACCACCACCAGCCAGCCGCGUGAGCUGACUUUCGCGGGGGCGCGCUCCUCGGACUGACCUCUCCCGUCCACCAUGCCGGGGAAGACCAAGUAUAACCUGGUGGACGACGGGCACGACCUGCGGAUCCCCAUGCACAACGAGGAAGCCUUCCAGCACGGCGUCAACUUCGAGGCCAAGUACAUCGGCAGCCUGGAUGUGGCGCGACCGAGCAGCCGAGUGGAGAUUGUGGCGGCCAUGCGGAGAAUCCGGUAUGAAUUUAAAGUGAAGAACAUCAAGAAGAAAAAAGUCAACCUGAUUGUGUCAGUCGAUGGAGUCAAGGUGGUUCUACGCAAGAAGAAAAAGAAGAAAGAAUGGACUUGGGAUGAAAGCAAGAUGAUGGUGAUGCAAGACCCCAUUUACAGGAUAUUCUACGUUUCCCACGACUCCCAAGACCUGAAGAUCUUCAGUUAUAUUGCCAGAGAUGGCCAGAGCAAUGUGUUCCGCUGCAACGUCUUCAAAUCUAAAAAGAAGAGCCAAGCCAUGCGAAUCGUGCGGACGGUAGGCCAGGCCUUCGAGGUGUGCCACAAGCUGAGCCUGCAGCACACGCAGCAGAACGCAGACGGCCAGGAGGACAGCGAUGGCACCGCCAAGGCUGCCAGCGUCUCUGUGCCAGCUCGAGAGCUAACUGGGGCAGAGAAGGCGGUUACCGAAGAGACGGACAUCGACGCAGAAGAAGUGCAACUGCCAGACAGCAUGGCUGGCAGGUUUAUUCGAGGAGUCACUGACCUGGAUGCAGCCAAAGAGGAGGAGGAGGGUAGUAAAAAAAAGAAGGAUCUAGAAGAUACCAUCUUGGUCGGAACACCAAGAAUGUUGUUUCCUUCUGUCAGCCAGCUGCCUACUGGGAGUCCACUUUCCAUGCACCACCAGAUUCAGCUCUUUCAGCAGCAGCUGGUCCAGCAGCAGCAGCAAACACAAGUGGCUGUGGCACAGGUGCGCCUAUUAAAAGACCAGCUCACGGCGGAGGCAGCAGCACGGAUCGAGGCUCAGGCCCGUGUGCACCAACUGCUGCUCCAGAACAAGGACAUGCUGCAGCACAUCUCUCUCCUUGUGAAGCAGAUACAGGAGCUGGAGCUGAAGCUCUCUGGAAACCACUCUAUGGGCUCCCAAGACAGUUUACUGGAGAUCACCUUCCGUGCCAAUGUUCCCCCAGUACUCUGCGACCCCACCACCCCCCAGCUUGAGGAUACUGGCCUAUUGCAGCUGGACAAUGGUUCACCACCGGUUCUUCCUCUGGGCAGCCCGUUAGUUGAUCAGAGCAUGUUCGAGAACCCCAAGGCUGCCCUCUCAGCUAAGCUCCAGAACGGCAGUCCUGCAUCGCCCUGUGGUCGACUCUCAGAAAGCAGCCCCUCAGUCAUGUCUGACCCUAAACUGAGCAGCACCCAACCCCUGAAGACUGCCCUGAACCUCCGCAAAGCCAUGGGGGCGAAGGUCAGCGACCUACUGCGCCGCAAGGACCCAGGGAGCCUCAGUGACGUUGGAGUGAUGGAGGUGAACAAGAAUGUGGAGGCAGUGUGGUCCUACAUGGAGGGCAGCAGCUGUGUCACUCCAUCAAGCAGCCAUGUGACACUUGAUGCCUUUCCCCGUCUGGAGCCCCCUCCUCCCACUGGGAAGAAACGAGUCCCCCGUGCACUCAAGACCACUCAGGACAUGAUGAUAUCCUCCUCCCCUGUGGUGCCAGCAGCCGACAUCUCCUCCUGCAUGCUAUCUCCUGACAAAGCUGCCCUCUCCAACAGUGAUGAGGAGCAGCUGGAGAAGAAAGAGGAGGUGUUGGGGGAGGUGGAGACAGAUGUGGAAUGUAGCCCUGCCGCUCCCCUUGACAGGAUGGUCCAGGAAGAAAGCGACAAUCUGACCAGCCUCGAGGCUUUGUUCACAGAUGGAGAUAUGAAGGUGGAUGGUGAGGACUCUUUGUCAGAAAUCCUGCUCUCUGUUCCUGACAUUAUCCACCAGGACAACCUCGAGACCAGCCUGAAUCCUGAAUCAGAGGCUUGGAUGGUCUCCACUCCUUGCCUGGAAGAGUCGCGCUUCCGUGGCAGUGAGGUGGAUGAUGACCUCCAGGAGAAUGGCUCACUGGAUUCCUCACCAAGUCAAAGGUCCUCCGCUGUGGAACAGGAGGAGGCCCAUCCAGACCUGCUGACCUUUGAGUAAUAGUUAUGAAAGGCCAUAUUGUGCUUUAUUUGU
Messenger RNA from Scleropages formosus (Asian bonytongue), 2452 nucleotides. RefSeq names its product carboxyl-terminal PDZ ligand of neuronal nitric oxide synthase protein-like. Bases 308 to 2419 code for a protein of 703 amino acids. The record is from RefSeq and is a predicted model, not a curated record. Gene Ontology annotation, molecular function: nitric-oxide synthase binding. The transcript has 12 exons. Lineage: Eukaryota; Metazoa; Chordata; Actinopteri; Osteoglossiformes; Osteoglossidae.